ACAAAAAAACAUAAACAAAUCCGACUCAGAUUAGUUGAGGGUGGAAUUAGAAACGAUGCGCGUAGAUUUCAAAAGUAAAUCUUAUUUUCCUUGCCGCACAAAGACAAUAAAUAACUAUCGACUAACUUUAAACUGACUGUCUGUUAAUUUAUAACUACUAAUCGUGUUUAUGUUUACUUGAACUUCGAUACGCAUCACAACUUCCACUCAGGAAGCCAGUCAGUCGUACCCGCGUGUGAGCGCAGUGUUAGUUUCCACACUGAGAUAAACAUGAGAGCAAACCUGAGAGAGAACACUUUUUUCUGUGCAAUUCUUGUGUUGUUAUCUAAAACAUCUGGUCAAACAUGCGGGGGAAAGUGUGCAGCUUGUUUCCAGGUCGCACCUCACUCCAGCUCCAUGCUGGGUGGAAGAGCUCUGAGGAUCCUCAGUUUGAUCCUCAAUCCUGGUGCAACACUGGUCUGCAGGUUCAAAGGUGAGAUUGAGCGAGAAGGAUUCAUUGAUGCUGAAGGCCGUGCGUACUGUAUCGCUCCUUUGUUGUAUGAGACGGGUUGGAUACCAUUUAAUGUUUCAACAGAUGGACUCAAUUUUGACAAAUGUGCUGAGUACUUGUCAGUCCAUCCCAGUAAAGCAGACCGUGCUUUGGAAGUCACCCUGGUGAAUGCAACGCAGUGGCAGAACUACGGCACGCCGCACACGGCUGGACGUCUCAGUAUGACGUGGAAUAGCUCUUUGAUCGGAGCAGAGAAGGUCGACGUGGAGCUGUGGGGUUACAGGGAGGUCAACGGAAGUGCCGAGCUGAGUUAUCUGUACUCUCUCGCCAGGGACCUGUCCAACACUGGUGCCUUCAGCUUCAUCCCUGAGCCCAAAGAAGACUACUCUGACUGGGUGCUGGGGAACAUCCGCAUCACUGCUAGUGCUAAAUCAGAAGCAGCAAGGGAUGUACAAGCCCUCUGGAGCGGAGGUCACGUCCUUGCCUGGCACUUGGAGCAGGCUUUCAGAGACAACUCUUCUGCCUGGGCACAGGGCAAGUGUCUCCAGUGGGACACCCAGGAGAAGGACCUUCCCAACUUCCUCAAUGAACUCAUUGAUUGUCCUUGCACUUUGGCUCAGGCCCGUGCAGAUACGGGCAGGUUUCAUACUGACUAUAGUUGUGACAUUGAGAGGGGCAGUGUGUGUACCUAUCACCCAGGCUGUGUCCACUGUGUCAGAGCUGUUCAGGCCAGUCCUCUGCAUGGAUCAGGGCAGCAGUGCUGCUACGACAGCACGGGGGCUCUGGUGCUGACGGGGGACUCGGGUGGCGGCAGCACCCCGGACAGGGCUCACGACUGGGGCUCACCUCCAUACGGGGAGCCCCCACGGGUGCCCGGGUACUCCCACUGGCUUUAUGAUGUCAUGAGUUUCUACUACUGCUGCCUGUGGUCGGACUUCUGCCAGAUCUACCUAAACCAUCGACCUUCAAGCGGGUGUCGCAACUACCAGCCACCAAGAGCAGGUGUCGUCCUCGGGGACCCACAUUUCAUAACGUUUGACGGCCUCAGAUACACUUUCAACGGUAAAGGGGAGUAUCACCUGGUGUCUUCACCAGACAGAGGGCUGAGUGUUCAGGCCAGAACAGAGCAAGUGAAACUUAAGAACGGUUCCUUGGCCAGAGCCACGCGGUUGUCAUCAGUGGCUAUGAAGCAGAACUCCUCAGAUGUCAUCGAGGUGCGUCUGGCUGAAGACAAUCUCCAGGUGUUGAGGAACAAGAAGAUCCUACUUUUCACUGAGCAGCGAUGGAUGGACCUACGUGGCGUGUUCGUGUUCAGCCCCAGCCCUCAGAACGUGACCGUAAUCUUUUCCUCUGGUGUUGCCGUGGAGCUUCGUGUGCGUGAAGGAGCCAUGGCAGCGACUGUCCUGCUUCCGGCUGAGUUUUCCAAACACACCCACGGUCUCCUCGGCCUGAUGAACUCUGACCCAUCAGACGACCUCAAAACCCAGCUCGGAGGGGUCAUCUCCUCAGCUGACGCCACGUCGGAGGAAAUCUUUACGUUCGGAGCCGGUUGGAACAUUUCAAACGCGUCUUCCCUUUUCACAUACGACUCAAACUACCUGGUGGACGCGUACAGUUUGCAGCCAAGACACGACCCCGCGUUCGUUCCUGCCUUUUCUCUACCCGAGGGACCCGAUGACCCUCUGGUGGCAGACAUGUUGACGAUGUGCUCUGGAGAGGGGGCGCACUUCUGUAAAUACGAUACCCUGACCACCCGGAGCCUCGCGAUGGGAAACGCGACGCUCAGGGCUUUCCAAAACCACCAGGCCCUCACGGAAAACCUGAAACCAGUGGUGUCUUGUGGCUGGCUUCCCACGCCCAGGAAUGGGAAGAAGGAGAACGGGACACGUUACCUGGAAGGAGACAGCCUGAGCUUCAGCUGCAAUGAAGGCUACGUAUUGUACGGUUCAACGCAGCGCACUUGUCUGCACAGCGGGACCUGGACAGGACAGCAGCCCUGCUGCAUGACAGACGACUACGUGGGGUUUGUACUCGGCGCCGUCGGUUCCCUCUCGUCGCUGGUCACAAUGGGAGUAAUGAUCCGACUACACAACAGGAAGCAAGACAGAAGGAGAAAAGUGAACCCGGACCAGAUGGUGACCGAAGAACAGACUUGCUAAACCAUCAAAGAUCUUUUGGAUUGUGGAUCGACUCUGUGUGGCCCGAGGCCACGGACAUGUUUAGCGCUGAGCAUUUGGAACUGAUAUGCAGUCAUGUUGCCCAUUAGGACAGCGGCCCUCUCGUGACCCGCUGACCUUAUCAGGAGAACCCGGGGCGUAAGUCUUUCAGCGUGUUGUUUGGCCUUGUGCUUUCUAAUCCUGUUUAGUUUGGAAACCCUCCAGGUUGCGGUAAAUGGCGCAUGGGGUGACGAUUGAGGGAGCUGAAGUAAAGGAAAAAUGCCAUGCUUGUUUUUAUAUCCCCGUUUUGCACGACUGAACAUCUGAUCUUCGCUAGAAAGAGAAUUGUAUAAAUACUACAUGGAGAUAUCAUCAUUACAAUCAACACUCCCUUCUCGCGUUGGGUUUAAAAUAGGACCAGAUGUGUUCAUGUUCAUGUUCAUGUCGAAUGUGAAGCGAAUCUGAUCAAUUUUUUUUUUUUCUUUGGGGUUGAAAAACUCUGAACUUGUAUGUAGCUUAUGUGUGGGCCUUCAGUCAAGCGAAGGGUUUUGCUGAGUGAAAUCAACAAUCCACAUACACAAAGGUCAACAUUUCGCACUGUGAUGAAACUUUAGCACUGUCACACACCAGCCUUUAAAAACAAUGAUUGUGUGACGGCGUCUAUAAAUGUCCUCUUAUGAAAAUCAAUAAACUAUUCUGUGUCUGUGCA
This is a messenger RNA of Mugil cephalus (flathead mullet), 3355 nucleotides long. RefSeq names its product sushi domain containing 2 (gene susd2). The record is from RefSeq and is a predicted model, not a curated record. Lineage: Eukaryota; Metazoa; Chordata; Actinopteri; Mugiliformes; Mugilidae. The transcript has 14 exons. Bases 271 to 2649 code for a protein of 792 amino acids.